Wyeomyia smithii (pitcher-plant mosquito) is the source of this 1491-nucleotide messenger RNA. RefSeq names its product cyclic AMP-dependent transcription factor ATF-2 (gene Atf-2). The record is from RefSeq and is a predicted model, not a curated record. Gene Ontology annotation, molecular function: cAMP response element binding; DNA-binding transcription factor activity, RNA polymerase II-specific. The transcript has 2 exons. Bases 97 to 1296 code for a protein of 399 amino acids. Gene Ontology annotation, biological process: regulation of transcription by RNA polymerase II. NCBI's taxonomy places the organism in Eukaryota, Metazoa, Arthropoda, Insecta, Diptera, Culicidae.
AACAACUCACACUCAAAUGCACAGAAUGCACAUAGAUUUUUCAUUGUGGCCUGGGAUUGUGCCUAGUUUUCGUCAGAAAUAUAUGCCUUACGGGAAAUGGAUGCAGAAAAACCAUUUCCUUGCAAAAUAGGAGGAUGCAAAUUCAGUUUCGCUACAGAGGAUCAUUUACUUGUGCACCGGAAAAAACACGACAUGCUGCUGAACCUGGAUAUACCCAACAAAGUGAACAUGUUUGCCGACCAAACACCUACUCCAACCCGUUUGAUUGGAAAGUGUGAAGAAGUUGGUUUGUUUGACGAUCUACAAAACGUGAACCCUUUUGAAGAAACCUUUCGAAGAGCUGUUGAAGAGAAAAGUGCGAAGACGGGCGAUAGUUUUGAGGAAAAACAAUCAUCACCAGUGAAAUCAACAGUUCUUAAAGCGGACGACACACUACAUACUCCCCACAUCUUUCCUCUUUUAGAACGACGUGAAAGUAUAAAACUUUCAAAAUUGAUUAUAUCAAGAAACAACUCACGAAAGGACGAAACGUUAGUAGAUGAUGCACUAAAAGUUCAGGCUCAGGUUCAUGAACAUUUAAUAUCUACUAAAGUGCAAAUGUCUCAAAAUAGCUCUCGUAUAACAAAAGCGAAAUCUUUAAUAAAAAUACUACCCAAAACUACUUAUCUUCCAACAACCGAACAAUCUGUGAUAAUUAUCCCAUGUAACAUGAAAAACGGAGAAAGCUCUUCAACAAGAUCCAACGGUAUAAAUUUAGCAAAGGCCAAAUUGAAGGAGCAUUUAAAAAAGAACAACAGUCCAGCUAAUUGUAAUAAUACUUCGGAAACAAAUGCUUUCAAAGUUAGUUCAGUUGACAAGGAGGCAAACUUUCCUGAACAGAGUUCAAACGUCACGCAAGACAAAACUAAGAAUGUACAAAAACAUGAGCGAUGGAAAGCGGCUGCCAAACGCUAUCGCACGAAAGUCAAACAAAAUCAGAACUCAUUACACCGUAAAAAUAUUGAACUUGCAGAGGAGAACCAUCGACUGAAAACGGAGAUAGCUCGACUUCGAAACUUACUUUCACUGCACAAAGAGUGUUCUGUUACAAAAUCUCUUACGGAUUUUGCAGCGGCUGGACCGUCCACAAUUCCACGAAUUGCACCUGCACCUGCACGUCUACCUUCACAAAGUAUUACUAAUGUGUGUUUAUCUAAGCCUAAUCCCACUACCGCUGAAAAAUCUGUAUUUAUUAUUUUACGCGGAGAUAAUUUGAAAGAAUCAAAAAAUACCGUAGAUACUACGACACAUAAUUGACGGCUGAAUACGGUUUCGAUUUCGAUUAGGAAGUUCAGCGGUUGCAGAAUUGUAAAAUAGUAAGCGAAGAACAUAUUAUUUUAUUCAACACUACCAUAUGGCGUAGUUUUUUACCUCAGAGCCUAGGGUUAUUUGGAGAAUAUUUAAUUUUGUUUAGCGACAGUCGCUUGUAAAAAUGAGAACAGUCAACUUUCU